Williopsis jadinii is the source of this 750-nucleotide messenger RNA. Its product is annotated as PR-1-like protein. The record is from RefSeq and is a predicted model, not a curated record. The transcript has a single exon. The coding region runs from base 67 to 687 and encodes 206 amino acids. Gene Ontology annotation, cellular component: extracellular region. Lineage: Eukaryota; Fungi; Ascomycota; Saccharomycetes; Phaffomycetales; Wickerhamomycetaceae.
UAAGGAUGUUGCAAAUCUGUGUCCUAAUCAUCAGUAGUUUCUCGUCUGUCCUUUUACACAUAGAUCAUGAGGCCCUUGGUGCUUUUUACGCUAAUUCAUCAGAUCAAUUGUGCUCUUUUGACGAUAUACGAAACACAUAUUCAGACAGUUACUGAAUCUGUUCAAGAAAUUGCAUUUGAAACACUAACACAGUGGAGCACAAAUUAUAUCGAAACGACCACAACUCAUACUUCUACAAUUGUUACGACGACUACGAUGGAAGCGCUGGAUGCCCAUGCUCUGUUUAGGCACAACGACAAGAGACAGCUCCACGUGAACACAUCAGAUCUCUUAUGGGAUGAAUCUUUAGCUCAGGAAGCCCAAUUCUUUGCAGAUGGAUACAAUUGUAACGGAACACUUAUCCACUCAGAUGCAAAGAGUCAAUACGGUGAGAAUCUAGCACUGGGAUACGACACCAUCAGCGCAAUCGAUGCGUGGUACAACGAAAUCGAUCUGUACGAUUACGACAAUCCCGUAUUUUCUAGUGAUACGGGUCAUUUUACACAGCUCGUAUGGAAAAGUUCCACAUUGUUAGGAUGUGGCUACAAGUACUGUGAUUCGUAUUUCGGCCAGUACACCGUGUGUAGGUACGCCAUUUCUGGCAAUUGGGCAGAUCAAUUUGUUGAUAAUGUCCUACCCUUGGCCUGAACUUGCGACUUCGCUUCUUACGCACGCAUGCUCUAUGUUACGCACACGUUCUGAGAAUUACGC